Oryza sativa Japonica Group (Japanese rice) is the source of this 2008-nucleotide messenger RNA. Its product is annotated as eukaryotic translation initiation factor 2 subunit gamma. Gene Ontology annotation, biological process: formation of translation preinitiation complex. Gene Ontology annotation, molecular function: tRNA binding; GTPase activity; translation initiation factor activity. The record is from RefSeq and is a predicted model, not a curated record. NCBI's taxonomy places the organism in Eukaryota, Viridiplantae, Streptophyta, Magnoliopsida, Poales, Poaceae. Gene Ontology annotation, cellular component: cytosol; eukaryotic translation initiation factor 2 complex.
CAAUCUCACCUCCCCCCACAACCCGCCGCCGCCUUCGUCUUCUCCGUCGCCGACUUCUCCUCCUCUCCGAUCCACCGCCACCGCCGCCGCCGCCGCCGCCUCGCCCCUCCGAUCCGUCGCCGCCUUCAUCCCCUCCCACACCUCGAUCCGCCCCCGCCUCCCCGAGCCGGAGCCGCCGCUGCCACCUCCUCCUCCUCGAUCCGCCGCUGCCUCCCCGAGUUCGUCGUCCACCGCUGAUCGGCCAACCCGAGGAACCUUCGACGUUUCAAACAUGUCUCGCCGAGGAUUGAUGGAGCAGGACUUAAGCAAGCUUGACGUGACAAAGCUCCACCCGUUAUCGCCUGAAGUUAUCUCACGCCAGGCGACGAUCAAUAUAGGUACCAUUGGGCAUGUGGCCCAUGGAAAGUCCACCGUUGUGAAAGCUAUAUCUGGAGUUCAGACUGUUCGCUUCAAGAAUGAGCUGGAGCGUAACAUCACUAUAAAGCUUGGUUAUGCUAAUGCGAAAAUCUACAAAUGUGAAGACGAGAAAUGCCCACGACCAAUGUGCUACAAGGCUUAUGGAAGUGGAAAAGAAGAUAGCCCUCACUGUGAUGUGCCUGGGUUUGAAAACACUAGGAUGAAGCUACUGAGACAUGUUUCUUUUGUUGAUUGUCCGGGGCAUGACAUUCUCAUGGCUACAAUGCUUAAUGGAGCUGCUAUCAUGGAUGGAGCAUUGCUUUUGAUAGCAGCCAAUGAAAGCUGCCCACAACCCCAAACAUCUGAGCAUCUUGCUGCGGUUGAAAUCAUGCGUCUCCAACAUAUCAUUAUUCUUCAGAACAAGAUUGAUCUUAUCCAGGAAAGUGCAGCAAUGAAUCAACAUGAAGCGAUCCAGAAAUUCAUCCAGGGUACCAUAGCUGAAGGUGCUCCGGUGGUGCCAAUAUCUGCUCAGCUUAAGUAUAACAUUGAUGUGAUAUGUGAAUACAUUGUGAAGAAAAUCCCCAUUCCUGAAAGGAACUUCACUUCCCCUCCAAACAUGAUUGUCAUUCGCUCCUUUGAUGUCAACAAGCCUGGUUCAGAGGUUGAUGAAAUUAGGGGUGGUGUAGCUGGUGGCAGCAUCCUCAGAGGAGUUUUGAGGGUGAACCAGAACAUUGAAGUCCGCCCUGGCAUUGUAAUGAAGGAUGAAAGCGGCAACAUCAAAUGCACCCCAAUCUAUUCAAGGAUUGUUUCGCUCUAUGCUGAGCAGAAUGAGCUCCAAUUUGCUGUGCCUGGAGGUCUUAUUGGUGUGGGAACAACCAUGGAUCCAACCUUGACACGUGCUGAUAGACUGGUUGGUCAGGUUCUAGGUGAAGUUGGAUCACUUCCUGAUGUCUAUGUGGAGCUUGAGAUCAACUUCUUCCUUCUUCGGAGGCUGUUGGGUGUGAGGACAAAAGGUACUGAGAAGGCUGGGAAGGUCUCCAAGCUCACCAAGGGUGAAAUCCUCAUGCUUAACAUCGGAUCCAUGUCGACUGGUGCUCGUGUGGUUGCUGUCAAGAACGAUCUUGCCAAACUUCAGCUCACUGCCCCUGUCUGCACAAGCAAAGGUGAGAAGGUUGCCCUUAGCCGUCGUGUUGAGAAGCAUUGGCGACUCAUCGGAUGGGGCCAGAUCCAGGCUGGCACGACGCUCGAAGUUCCACCGUGUCCGCUCUGAAGUGCAGUUGUUUAGGCAGAAGUCUACCAACAGUUUGAGGUAAGAGAGAAGGAAAUGUGGAAGGGCAGAGAGCUCCUAGGCACUAUUUUCGUGAGAUGGAGGAGAAAACAAAUGAGUUUGGAAGAGAUGUCAUUGCGUGAAUUCACCUACGGUCGAUACUGAAGUUUGCCUACAUUACUAAGUUUGUUUACAUUCUGAAUGCUGGGAAAAUCGUUUUCCUUGCCAUGUUGAAGUAGGCGAGAAACCUACUACCCUUUGGAUCAGGAUCAUCUUUACACAUCUCAGCGAGAAUCAGUUAUGCAUGGCUGAGAAUCAGUUGUGCAUGGCAUUCACGUGUUGCAA